AUGAAAAUCAUCGCCGCAGCAAUUGUUCAUGGUCUCUUAUCAUCGGAAGUACAAAACGAAGCAAAUAAACAAUGUUCAACUGAUCAUAAUUGUGGAGAUUCUGCGAGCAUUAUGAAAGACGUAAAUCCCGAAAACAUUUUGCUUGGAGGCGCCGAUGAAGACACGCUGAUUAAAAAUUUAAUCGAUUGGCAAAAGGGCUUCUUGUCCGAGAAAAUUGAGAUCAGACGUGGUGAGUAUGGCGUCGGUGUGUAUGCUGUCGAAAAUCUAGAAGAGGACGAGGAACUUUUCACUUCCGAUAACAAUUAUCUUAUUAAACUUGAUAAAGCUUUCGAGGCCUUGAACGACAGAGUCGAUGUUAAUAAAAAUUACAAGCUCGACUGCACAGAUACACUCUCACUGUUCGUUGCUCUUGAAGUAAAAAAACGAGAAAAGUCUGAUAUCUGGCCAUACCUAGCAACAAUGCCCCUCGCCUACAUUACACCACUAGAAUACUGGCCGGAAAAGAUGCUGGAGUUUCUAACUCCAACUGGAAAAGAUUUGGCACAAUCAUCUUCUGAAGACUUUAAAAUUCGGUGGGAGCGAAUUGAUAAAAUUUACAAUUCUGUCAAUCAAGAAAAUAUUUUGACGGAAGAAGAAUUUCACCACGCAUAUUCAAUCGUUUUUACGAGGUACUUUACUGAUGAAGAGCCAGAAGCUUUUCCAGACUGGUUUCACGAAGACUCUGGCUGUGGUUCGUUAGGCCCAGUUUUCGAUUUCUGGAAUCAUGAUCACCCGGCAAACGCAGACUGGUUCGUCGACAAUGGAAUGGAAAUCAGAACCUCGGAAGCAAUUCCAGCUGGCGCGGAGCUGUUCAUCUCUUACGGCGACAACGCUCUGCAAAAUGCUAAACUAGCUCAAUCUUAUGGCUUUACCUUCGGUGACAGCGAAAAGCUCUUUGAGGUUGUUAAUUUCUACGAAGAAGAACUGAUUCAAGCGUGCUUAGAGCGCCUGGGCAUGUCGGAAAAAAUAUGCAAAUUAAAGACACAAUUAGCGCUAGAGAUGAAUGAAGACGAUGCAGGAUUCUUAGACGGAGAUUGUCAUUUGAAAUCGUCGGCUGUUGAGUACAUUGCCAGUGGAGAUCCGAGAGCGAUAAACGAUAAAAAUGCCCAGAAAAACUCACAAGAUUCCAGGUCUCUACGACUGGCUCUCUGGAUUGUGUACAAGCGGAUUGCAGAAUUAGAUUUGCUCAAAGGCAAAAUUUCUUCGUCCGAGUUCACCGCUACCGAAGAAAGAUACCUACAAAUGGCAACUGACAUGCUCAAUUCUGAAAUGCACGUUCUCGAGCUCUGUGUUGAUUACCUGGAAGACGAUGCUCUGAAACUAGAGCGAUCCUCGAUGUCUGUUGACAGACAGAAGAACCUGUCGAUUUAG
Oikopleura dioica is the source of this 1410-nucleotide messenger RNA. Lineage: Eukaryota; Metazoa; Chordata; Appendicularia; Copelata; Oikopleuridae. The record is from the annotation of a GenBank genome assembly.